Molecule: messenger RNA, 4011 nt
Organism: Sclerotinia borealis F-4128
Lineage: Eukaryota; Fungi; Ascomycota; Leotiomycetes; Helotiales; Sclerotiniaceae
Source: the annotation of a GenBank genome assembly
AUGCCCAAUGCCGGGCAAGAGAUUGAGAGCACCAGCGAAUCUAGCACCGGUGAGCAUGGAUCCGGAAGUCAACAAAUACAGCGCGAUGGUGAAGCUCAAGGAAUGACCAAUCGAUUGCUACAAGCAUUUUCUCGCCAUGGAACUGACAAUAACCAUAAUAAUCAAACACCAAGCCCGCAAGAUGAACAGCCUCAGGAUCCCUAUUCUGCUGGUACCAUGGGUGAUAACUCUUUGACAGUGCAAUUGCACAAUGAGGCAGAGGGGAAGAAUGGCAAAUCGAUUCCCAGAGCAGGACUGGUACCUCGACCGAUUGGCGGACAAGAGAAGCUAGGAAUGUUCUCUGGAGUGUAUGUGCCAACAUGUCUCAAUGUUUUGAGUAUUUUGAUGUUCCUCCGUUUUGGGUUUAUCCUAGGGCAAAGUGGAAUACUGGGUAUGCUUGUCGCUUCUUAUGUGAUCAAUUUUAUUACUACCUUUUCCCUGUCUGCGAUUGCCUCAAAUGGAACAGUCCGCGGAGGUGGGGCAUAUUAUUUGAUCUCCCGUUCUUUAGGUCCAGAAUUUGGGGGAUCGAUUGGACUCGUCUUUUACAUGGGCUUCGUAUUCAAUACCGGAAUGAACGCCGUGGGUCUCAUCGAUUGCAUCACUCUAAAUUUUGGUGCGGACGAUGGCAAUUGGGCUCAAAUCCUGCCGGAAACAAAAUGGUAUUGCUACCUUUGGUCCACCAUAAUACUCGUCCUGUGUACGCUGGUAUGUCUGGCUGGAUCUGGAAUCUUUGCAAGAGCUAGUCAUGGACUACUGGUUAUUCUGUUCUUUGCCACAUUGAGCAUCCCACUAUCUGCACUGGUCGUCAGCCCCUUUGAAAGUCGGAAGCUUGGCAUUGAAUAUACAGGCAUCAGCUUACAGACACUUUCGGGAAAUCUACUGCCCAAGCUCACUAGAGGUGCUGCUGGCAGUCAAAUUCACGGGAGGGAGACUUUUCAGGAUCUGUUCGGGAUUUUGUUUCCUGCAACGGGAGGCAUAUUUGCUGGUGCAAGCAUGAGCGGCGACCUGAAAUCUCCGAGCAAAGCAAUUCCGAAAGGAACUCUAUAUGGUCUUGUCACAACCUUCUUCUUGUAUACUCUAGUCAUACUAUCCAUGGCUGCCACCGUGACCCGCUCAUCUUUUCUCAGGAACACAAAUGUGCUUCAGGAAACUAACAUAUCAGGCUUAUUGAUCCUGGCAGGAGAAGUAUCUACCAGUCUCUUUUCUGUUCUCAUGGGAAUUAUUGGCAGUGCAAAACUUCUUCAGGCUAUUUCAAGAGAUAGUCUACUACCUGGAUUCUCGAUAUUUGGCCAGGGAACCAAAAAAGCUGAUGAACCUACCUUCGCGAUCAUCUUUACAUUCAUUAUCACCCAAUUGACGAUGCUCGGCGAUCUCAAUCAAAUCGCUAGUUUUGUAACAAUGACUUAUCUUAUGACCUUUCUGGUCAUGAACCUAGCUUGCUUUCUCCUUUCAAUCGGGUCUGCGCCCAAUUGGCGCCCCAGUUUCCAUUUCUUCAAUUGGCAGACUGCUGUUGCCGGUGCAAUAGUCUCAGGAGCCGCGAUGUUCUUUGUAGAUGGAUUUUAUGCAACAGGAUGUGUAGGGGUUCUUCUUCUCCUAUUCCUUUUUAUCCAUUAUUCCGUUGAGCCAAAGAGCUGGGGAGAUGUAUCUCAAAGCUUGAUAUAUCAUCAAAUCCGAAAAUAUCUUCUCAAGCUCAAACAGGAGCAUGUCAAAUUUUGGCGUCCUCAAGUCAUUCUACUUGUUAACGACCCACGCCGACAGUACAAACUUAUACAGUUUUGUAAUUCUAUGAAGAAAGGUGGUCUGUAUAUCCUUGGUCACAUCAUUGUGACGGACGAUUUCAAUCAAUCAUUACCAGAAGCUCGUCGUCAGCAAGCAGCUUGGAAUAAAUAUAUUAAUUUUUCAAAGAUCAAAGCAUUCGUCAAUAUUGCAAUAUCUCCUGCUUUAGAAUGGGGGGCGCGCAAUAUUAUCCUCAACGCGGGGCUAGGAGGCAUGAGACCUAAUAUCGCUGUAAUGGGGUUCUACAAUCUAGACGACCUUAGAAAUUCGCAGCCAUUGAUAGAUAUUUCGGAGCCGCCUAAAUUGUCAUCGAGCAACGUCAAGACACCCAAUAAUCCACCUCGGUAUAGGCGUCAAAACAGUAAAGAAAAGAAGAUGCAAGGUGUGCUCCCAACCGAUUUGUGCCGGACUGAAGGCAUGAUGAGUGUGACAAGCUAUGUGACCAUUUUAGAAGACCUCCUCUUCAAGCUACAAAUCAACGUUGCAGUGGCAAAAGGAUUUCGAGAUCUAGAAUUACCUGAUACGGAAAACACUAAAAAGUACAUUGAUCUUUGGCCCAUUCAGAUGUCUGCCGAGAUUGCGGCCGAAGGUGUUGGAAAGCAGAAUGUUUUAACCACCAAUUUUGAUACAUAUACUUUGAUUCUUCAGCUCGGGGUCAUCUUGAACACUGUGCCUGCUUGGAAGAAAGCAUAUAGACUUCGCGUGGCUGUAUUUGUUGAAUAUGAAAACGACGUGGAAGAAGAAAGGGGUAGGGUAGAAUCACUACUCGAAAAUUUGCGUAUAGAAGCCGAGAUUCUUGUGUUUUGGUUAGCAUCAGGGGACGUUCCCUCCUAUGAGAUCGUCAUUAAUGGUGCAAAUCCCGGUACUCAUCACAUUGACGAGGUAGAGGAGUGUCUUAAGGGACAAGACUGGUGGGAUGAGAUACAGAAACUUCGUGGGAAUCGUAGAACAACCACGUCUGCUUCGGGAGAUUUGGCUCAAAUUGCAAAUAUAUUUCAAGCUGCUCCAACUUGGCCGAAUGUAUCAUUUCAACAAGGUCCACGAUAUCAGCGUGCUGAACGAUUUCUUGGACUUCGACGGCUACUAAAAAAAUCGAAGAAACGACACAACAUGAGUACUUUGAAAGGAUUGGGUGUCAGUAUGGGUAUGCGUUCACAGAGACUAGAGCCCGAUGUCAUGAGCCGACAUGCUAGCCACGGAAGUGCUAGCGAAGAUUCCGACAGUGAUUCCGAGCUCGAGACUGAGGAGUCGGAAGCUGAUGAUAAUGAAAGCGCUGCAAGCGAAGGAGAUCUUGAUGAUUUCGAAUCAGAUACAGAAUCUCACGCCGAUGAGAUUAGACCACUUUUACGAAGAAGAAGUCAUGGCGAUAGUUUACGUGGUCCCCCAAUUUCUAAGCGUGCAGCCGGAGAAAAGGAGCCGGUUCCUCCCACGAUUUCAAGAUCCACAAGAGAAUCAAUAAUUAAUUCUUUCAACAAAACGCCAGAUAUAUCGAUGCCAAUCGCUUCAGCGCCUGUGUCACCACCACAUGUACCUCAAACACUCAGCACUCAGCCAUCACCAGUCCCAAACCUUACCGACUCUCUGCAAUCUUUGAAAGACUCGCAAGAGUCUCUGGCGGUUCCUUCCACAUCAGCCGCCAUUUCGUCAGCAUCAUCAAACCUCCUACAACCUCGUUCUCAUUUAUCGAAACCGCCACUCUCUAGACACGCGUCCACUCCAAAAUUCUCAUCUAAACCCGUUCCAAUAGCCCGUGUAGCCACCGAAGACGGUCCAGGCCCCAGCAUAAUGUUCGCCGAAAACCCCUCUCCCCCUACCACCCGCAAAUCCGCGCCUCGUAUCCCCUCCGCUUAUCGUUCCUCCCCCUCCUUCGAUCGCAUCUCCGAAGCAUCCGACUCUUCUAACACCGCUGCCAUUCCUCCCUCGCCAACUCGCUCGUCAUAUUCUCUGCAAUCUCUUCCACUCAGUUUCAACGAUCUACCUUGUAGAGCACAGCAUUUAAUUCUCAAUCAAUUGAUCAAAAGUCAGAGUGAGGAGACGGCGGUUAUUUUUACCACGUUGCCGAGUCCGGUGGAAGGAACUGGGGGUAGUAGGGAGGGGAGUGAGGGAUAUUUGGGGGAUUUGGAGGUGCUUUGUGGGGGGUUGCCGCCGGUUCUUUUGGUGCAUAGUAAUAGUAUGACGGUUACGGUUAGUUUGUAG